AUGCAUUGGACUGGAUUUAUCUCCAAUUGUAGUCAUGUUCUGGUGCUACUCUGUUCGAUCAUAGGCACAGGCACAGGUAUAGUAGAAAUUAGGAUGAAAUCCAGAAUCAAAUGGGCUGCACUUGGAGGACUUGUUUUGUCUUUUGUCUCGUUGCUGUUGCACUUGUUUCUUGCCAAGUCAAGUGCAAGCCUAGUGCAGUAUGGGGCCAUGUUGAAUUUCAGCGAUGAUUUGAGUGUCAAUGUCGGGGGUGGUGGAAAGGGUGCUGGGUAUAGGAAGUUGUGGGGAAAUGUCAAGUCUUUGGAGUUCUUGCAUCCAUAUGCCAAUCCAAGGAGUACAUAUCCUGGUAAUGUUGUUUUCCCUUAUGAAGUGACAAAGGGGGAACUAAAUCCCAAGCAAAAAAGAAGUGAAGAGAUAGGCGAGGCCUUUCCAGGAAACAUCAGCAGAAAAUUGUGUCACCCUCAAGGUGGUUCUCGGAAAAAUUUUAAGGCCGAUUAG
This is a messenger RNA of Ilex paraguariensis (yerba mate), 495 nucleotides long. The record is from the annotation of a GenBank genome assembly. Lineage: Eukaryota; Viridiplantae; Streptophyta; Magnoliopsida; Aquifoliales; Aquifoliaceae.